Molecule: messenger RNA, 1644 nt
Organism: Penicillium maclennaniae
Lineage: Eukaryota; Fungi; Ascomycota; Eurotiomycetes; Eurotiales; Aspergillaceae
Product: putative amino acid permease
Exons: 6
Coding region: 1-1644 (547 amino acids)
Biological process (GO): transmembrane transport
Cellular component (GO): membrane
Molecular function (GO): transmembrane transporter activity
Source: RefSeq, a predicted model, not a curated record
AUGGCCAAACAGCAGGAGCAAGAAAGCGUCGGCCACGAUCAGCUGAUUGUUGGCGAGGAUGAUCGCAGUGACAUCCAGGCUAAGGACGAUGCGGCUUUGCUGCGCACUAUGGGCUAUAAGCCGGUACUUCAUCGGACUUAUACAUUGUUCGAGAACUUCGCCACCACCUUCGCCGCGCUCUACUUUGUGGGUGGUGUCCGCGUCACCUUCAGCACUGGAAUCGCUGCCGGUGGUAAUUUGGCUUACUGGACCAGUUACCUGGUCACCAUGGUCUUUACCUUCAUCACCGCCGCGGUGAUUGCCGAAGUCUGCUCUGCUUCCCCUUCAUCGGGUUCAAUUUAUCUCUGGGCCGCUGAGGCUGGCGGUCCCCGUUUCGGUCGCUUGAUGGGUUUCAUCGUGGCGUGGUGGAGUACCACCGCGUGGACAACAUUCUGUGCCAGCAAUACCCAGUCGGCGGUGAAUUAUAUGCUUGCUGAGUUGACCGUCUUUAACGUCGACUUCCCCAAGGAUACUAGCAGUGUCAAGUUCCGCGCUGUCCAGUGGAUUUGUACCGAGGUCAUGCUCGCUCUGGCCGCUCUGCUGAACUUCAUGCCCCCUCGCUACUUCAAGUGGGUAUUUUGGAUCUCCGCGGCUUUCGUCAUGCUUGAUUUCUUCUUGAACCUCAUCUGGCUUCCCAUUGGCACUGCCCAGACUUGGGGCUUCCGUUCUACCCACGAGGCCUUCAUGACAACCUACAACGGCACCGGUGCCCCGGCCGGUUGGAACUGGUGUCUUUCUUACUUGGCCACUGCUGGUAUCCUGAUCGGUUUCGAUGCCUCGGGUCACAUUGCCGAGGAGACCAAGAACGCUUCCGUGACUGCAGCUCGUGGGAUUUUCUGGAGCACCGUUGCCAGUGGCUUCGGUGGUCUGGCUACUAUCAUUCUCUUCCUGUUCUGCGCUCCGACCGCAGACCAGCUCAUGGAGUUCGGUUCCCCUCAGCCUUUUGUUCCGCUCUACGCCGUCGUGCUUGGUAAGGGUGGACAUAUCUUCAUGAACAUCGUAUGUAUUGUGGCCCUAUGGUUCAACACUGCUAUUGCUAUCAUCGCCGCCUCGCGUCUUGUCUUCGCAGUUGCCCGUGACGGUGUGCUGCCCUUCUCUGGCUGGGUGUCCAAGGUGCACAAUGGCCAGCCCCGUAACGCCGUCAUUGUGGUUUGGGGUGUCGCUGCUCUUAUCACAUGCACCAUUCUUCCCUCCAACGUUGCUUUCACUUCUUUAGUCUCUGCAGCCGGUGUUCCCAGUGCAGCCGCCUAUGGCCUGAUCUGUCUGGGCCGACUAUUCUGCACGCCCGACCGCUUCCCCAAGCCGCAGUGGAGUCUGGGCCGCUGGAGCAAGCCAUUUCAGUUCAUUGGUGUGUUCUGGAAUGGCUGGGUUGUUGCUGUUCUGUUCUCGCCCUACGAGUGGCCUGUGACUGGCGCAAACUUGAAUUACGCACCGAUUAUCAUGGCCGGCGUCACUAUUUUUGCCUUGGUUUCCUACGUCCUCAUGCCAGAGAGCGCGUGGCUUCCUAACGAGCGCAUUACACAUUUCAUCGAUAGCAAGGGGGCCGUCGAGACAGUGGAAGAGGUCGACUCUCCGGCUCAGGCCGAGGCGAGUGACAGCCGAUGA